This is a messenger RNA of Aspergillus candidus, 3339 nucleotides long. RefSeq names its product putative C6 transcription factor. Gene Ontology annotation, biological process: regulation of DNA-templated transcription; DNA-templated transcription. The transcript has 7 exons. NCBI's taxonomy places the organism in Eukaryota, Fungi, Ascomycota, Eurotiomycetes, Eurotiales, Aspergillaceae. The record is from RefSeq and is a predicted model, not a curated record. Bases 1 to 3339 code for a protein of 1112 amino acids. Gene Ontology annotation, molecular function: DNA binding; DNA-binding transcription factor activity, RNA polymerase II-specific; zinc ion binding.
AUGAGCUCGAGCUCACCGAGCGACCGAGCCCCCCAUGGGCUGCCAAAUCGGUCGCCAGUAUCUCAGUUUCAGUAUGGACCUAACUCGGUCCCCGUGCCUGCUCCAGUAUCCUCUGCGCCACAAUCGUCUUCGUCAGCUAGGGCGCGAGGGCGCCAGAUCACCCGGAACCGCGCGAGCUACAGCUGCCAUACCUGCCGGAGACGGAAAGUGAAAUGCGACAAGGUGCAUCCGAUCUGCGGGAACUGCAUCAAGAACGGGACCGAGUGCAUUUACGAUGCGUCAUCAAAAAACGCCUCGUCGCACGACGACGAAAUCAAGCUUGAACACGGCGUGAAGCGGAGGAGAGAAACCUCGCGACCGGUCGAGGAUGAUAUAGAUGACUUGGAAUCGAUAUGCGGCCAUUUGAGGCAAGCCGAAUCAUCCACAGAGCAGAAGUACGGGUCGCAGGCGAUCGAGGCGCGACUGGACAAGCUCACGUCGAUGAUUGAGCGGCUUAGCAAGACCAACCAACCGCUGAGCCCGGCAGAGAGGCAAUUAUUGACCCAGAAUGUCGAUACCAGGUCGUCUAGAGGGGAUAUUCGGUCGGUCGACGCUCCCGCGCGGAAGCUCUCGGAUGCCUCAGGCGUGAGUAGUCCGCGUCGCGUCGCUGAUUCGGGAGGGGAUGAAUUCCCAAUUCCUGCUGGUUCGGCUACGGAUUUGGUGGAUCCGGUGGGCAGUCUUAACUUGGGGCAUUUGAGCCUCGAAGAUGGAGGGAAAUCGAGAUAUGUCGGAACGACAUAUUGGGCGUAUAUAUCGCACGAGAUCAACGAACUUAAUCAGCUACUCAGGGACCAGAACCAAUCCCACGGUGAGCAGAACGGCAAUGGAAAUACGUUAGACGACUCUAUGUCGGACACCCCCGCACGGCCUGCUCGAACCCCAUGGAGAGGGUCGGUUGACAGCCCCGACGGUUUAUUUGACGACAGAACCUCAAGCGGCGAUGCAUUCCAGAAGUCGGUGGUUUUCCCGUCCAGCGAGUCUCCGCUGGCGAAGAAUCAACUCGUUGAGCCAGAAAUGCUGGAAAAUGUGCCGUCGAAGCGUCAAAGUCACAUUUUAUACAGGGGCUUUAUGUCUGGCGUACAUGCCAUCAGCCCAUUAGUGCACCCACCAACCAUUCAAAAACUGUACAAUGCUUUUUGGGAUUGGUAUGACUAUAGCAGUUACUCCGGAGAGCCUUAUCUGGACUCUUCCUUCAUCCCGCUACUUUACGCUAUAUGGUAUGCCGGUUCCGUCACAAUCUCGAUAAGGACGAUCAAAUCCGAAUUCACGGUGGCAUCGCGGUUCACAUUGUCCAAAACCUACAACGAAGAGGUAAAUCGGUGGUUGACCAGAAUUUCUUUCCCGCGAAGUCCAUCGCUGCAAGGGCUGGCGGCCUACCUUCUGGUCCAAACGAUCCUGUCCAAGGAGGAGGAACCUCUGGCGAGCAGCUUGUUUGUAAGCCUUGCGAUGAGAGUUGCCCAGACCAUGGGUCUGCAUCGGGAUCCUGCGAAAUUCGGGAUCCAGCCGUACGAGGCGGAGUAUCGUCGUCGGAUAUGGUGGCAUAUUGUACACAUGGAUGUCGUGGUGUCGAUGUCAAGCGGACUGCCGCCGUUGGUUAGUGACGAGAAUUUUUGGGAUGUCCGUGAGGCCAGUGAAGUGAAAGACACAUUGCUUGGAACCCCCGAGGCAGAAGAGUACGAGAAGCUGGUUGCUGCAGGUAUGCGGCCGCGCGAUACUCCCGAUGAUGCGGCGGUUUGUGGAGGCUCGUCGAUCGUGAACGUAUACUAUCUGUCAGCACGGGGUAAAUACGUCAUGGCGAGCGCUAUUCGCCGGAUCAUGAGGAUUCAACUAGGCACCAAACCAGUCACCCGGCAGGAUAUGGAGGAGCUUAGGUGCAUCCUGCUCGAUCUACAAGUCCAGUUGAACUCGAUUAUCGAUCGGAUUCCAGAACCAAAAGCUCAUGAUCUCCCGGCUCACUCCAAUCGAUCGUGGUCUGUGUCCUCUCGCUCGCCAGCUGAAGUUCGAACCAGCGAUACCGAGCUUCCAGGAGAUGGGCCGACUGGCUGUUCAGAGCAGUAUCACACCCCUGUCCUCGUAGCAUUUCACAAAUGGGCGAAGAUACUUCUCUCUCUUUUUAUAGACAAGGCUUUCUGUGUCGCAUAUCAACCUUUCCUCAAAAAUGCCAAGAGUCGCAUCUGGCCCGCUGCCCGACAAAGUGCUCUCCGUCAUUGCCACGGCUUCAUGGAAAAGUUCAUCACCUUCGCCACCGACCCAGACUUCCAGCCCUUCCAAUGGAGCUGGCCAGGCAACCACCAGCCAAUGCACGCCGCCAUGAUCAUGCUCAUCGACCUCUACGAACGGCCCCGCAGCCCCGAAGCGCCCAAAUCCCGCGCCUUCAUCGACAAGAUCUUCUCUCUAACCGGCCCCGACGGCGGCGUUGUCGGCGGCGAAGACGGCAUCUCCACCCAACGCCCCUUAAAGGACGGCGGCCGCGAAGCAUGGGGCAUGAUCCGCAGACUGCGUCAGAAAGCGUGGCAGAAAGCCGGCCUCGAUCCGCACAUGCUGUGGACCGAGCAAGCUCAGGUCCAAGCCGGCGCUAUCCCCGUGCCGGACGACCACUACGGUAGUCCGGCGUCUACGACAGCCUCCCCUUCUUCUUCGCCUUCUUCGCCUGCAGGGGGGGCUCCGCCGCUUGCGUUCCGCCGUCCGCCGGUGGACUUCUCGAAGACGUUCUAUAAUAUGACAAGAGCGCAUUCCUUAUCUGAGCAUAAUGAUGCGACUGUUCACCCUAGUCCCCUCCGGAACCACGAAGAAGCUGCCUCCGCCCCGGCUACCAUCCCGGCAACCCCACAGAUGACACCUGCUCCGCAGCCCGCGCACUCGGCUCUACGACAGUCCACAUCAGCAACAGCAACACCGCCAUUAGCAGCAACAGGAGCUCCAGCCCCAACAGCACCCCGAACCUCAACAAUUCCAAACCUAUCAACACCCCCAGACCAACCCUCCCUCAACCCAAUCCCACCAUACACCCAACCCACAACAAUGCCCCUACAACCAUUCAUGGAAACGAACCCCCCUAUCAUCCCUGCCACUGCAGCACCAGCAGGAGCAGGAGCAGCGCCACCCUACCCAGCAAUGGCAGCGGCGCCAACGCCCCCGUCGAUGGUCGAUCCGAAUAAUUUGAACUUCGACUGGGAUCAAUGGGACGCUGUCUUUGGGCAGCAUUUGCCGGUUGCGGAUGAAUUGAUGGAGUUGGAUCCUGUUACUGGGCUUGAGUUUGGGGAUUUGGGGUGGACGGGUGGGGGUGGGGGUGGGCAGUAG